Molecule: messenger RNA, 900 nt
Organism: Ectocarpus siliculosus
Lineage: Eukaryota; Phaeophyceae; Ectocarpales; Ectocarpaceae
Source: the annotation of a GenBank genome assembly
GCGUGUCAGCGUCCGUCCUCCAGUGCUACACCAAAACCACUGCACCGGAGAGUGUCGAGAGAUCGUGCGUGUGCCGCAAGCGAAAUGGCCGCCUUCAGUGACAAACCGAUUCGCGGGGUGGUAUUUGACCUAGACGGCACGCUGCUCGACACAGAGGAGCUCUCGUCCCAGUCGCUGCAGCAGAGCGUCGGGAAGUUCGGCAAGCAGUUCACGUGGGAAGUCAAGCAGAAGAUCCUCGGUCUGCGAAAGGAGUCGUGGGCGCCAAUUGUGAUCGCUGAGCUAGGGUUGGAGGGUCAGCUGUCCUGGGAGGACCUAGGAGCGCAGUGGGAGCACAACCUGCACGAGCUGAGCCCUCAGGUCAAGAAGUGCGACGGAGCCGAGACCGUGACAAAGCGCCUCAAGGACAUGGGUGUUCCCCAGGGUAUCGCAACCUCGAGCUCGAAAGCAGCGGUCAGCAUCAAGAGGCAGAACCACGAGGGGCUUUUCGAGCGGAUGGAGUGCGUGGUCACCGGCGACGACCCCGAGGUCAUCGAGGGCAAACCCGCCCCGGACAUCUACCUCGCCGCCGCGAGGCGCAUGGGGAUCAAGCCCCAAGAGUGCCUCGCCUUUGAGGACGCAUUGUCCGGCGUUCGGUCAGCCAAGGCCGCGGGCAUGCUCGUCGUCGCCGUCCCCGACCCUAGGUUAGACAAGGCGCCGUUCUUGGAGGCCGGGGCGGACUUGCUGCUGGGGUCUCUGGGCGAGUGGGACCCGUCGGCGUGGCGACUCGAGACCGGCGCGGUGGCCGAAACAGAUGCUUGAGAGUCUGUCGGUCUGCCGUCGUUGUUUUCGCCGCGCAAGAGGCAUGCGGUCUAGAUUUGCCUGCCAAGAGGGUGGCGAGGUUCUCUGUAGUGUGGCCGUGAC